Molecule: messenger RNA, 2161 nt
Organism: Dreissena polymorpha
Lineage: Eukaryota; Metazoa; Mollusca; Bivalvia; Myida; Dreissenidae
Exons: 9
Coding region: 4-1296 (430 amino acids)
Source: RefSeq, a predicted model, not a curated record
UGAAUGAUAAUCCACGCGGGAGGCGGUCUUCGGACGUCUUCUUCAUACAAGGCAAUGGAAGCUCUGGGUUUGCUAACGGUUUUGAUAUUACUACAUGCGCAAAGAACCUACGCGCAGACCGGUCCACCAAAGUGCACAUAUAGUGAUGACGUAUACAUUUGCGACUACCAAAGCAUGGCCUCUGCAGAGCGACCGAUUGACUACACGUCUUUCUCAGUACUGCCACAGCAAAUUCAAUUAAACGUGAACGGAUUUCUGCCAUAUAUCGGCGAUGGGCGCGUGUUCUCAACUGGGUUCGAAACAAUUGACGUCACUCUGCUCGACAUCAAUCACCCUGCAACGCUGACGGUAGACUGUGGAUGGUCCAACGCCAUAUACAUUGACCGCGGGGCUUUCACUCACAUGAAGUACAUAGAACGCUUCAAGAUACGGCAUUGCGACAUUUUCUACAUGGGUUCUGACACUGUCAGCAGUUUCGAGCAGCUGGACUCCUUUGUGAUCGAAGGCGGCUCCGUGGACAUACUUGAACUGGACACAUUCACAGAUCUGUCAGUAGAGAAACUACCACAGCUGUCGCACAAGUUCCCGAGAAGUCAAGGUCGAGUAGAAUUUGUCAACGCCCGAUUUCUAGCCGGUUCGGUUCCUGUUGGCCUACUGUUCUUUUUCAAGAACCUUAGUUCCGUUGCACUAGUGGGUGGGCACAUUAACAGCAUAACCGCAGACACAUUUCGGUAUAAUUACCUACUUACAAGCAUUGACGUCAGCAACAAUCCUAUGACGUCACUACCGGCAGCCAUAUUCCGAGGUCUGAACAUGCUAAGUGAGGUGACACUUUACGACAUCGAUUGGACGUGCACGUGUGAAGAUCUAACGUGGUUGGAUGACGUAAUCGAUACAAAUGUCACGUUACGUGGGGAUUUAAUGUGCAGCAAUGAUCCGGGAACAUCAGUUCUGAGUUUCUACCACUCGACGUGCAAAGUGCAGAGUGUUUGCGGGAGUACAAUUGGCUUUGCUAUAGGCAAAACGUGUCAGACAGCGACCGGAAUGGCGGUGUUUGUCCUAGCACUAGUAGCUUUUGUGUCAACGAUGACCAGUCUAGCGUUUUCAAUAUCAACGUUACGUCGAUUGCCGAGCGUGCAGAGAGACCAAGAGAUCUCGUACCGUAGGAAGCUAAAGAAAGCACGUGAAAACUGGAGGGAUGCGAAGAGGCUUGUACUGAAAUCCCUCAAGAAUCGACUGGAACGACGAGGCUUCGUCCCCAGCGUGACCCCGACGAAGAGUUUCGCACGUUUUUGAAAAUGAGCCGAGCUAUGGAAAAAUAAACUUAAUGCAUGUGCGUGAAGUAUCGUCCCAGAUUAGCUUGUGCAAUCCGCACAAGCUAAUUAGUAACGAAUCUUGCCGCUUAAAACACAUUUUCCUUGUAAGAAAGUCUCUUGUCCUGUGUAGAUGUAUAUGAUACAUUCAGUCUUAAGCGGACUGCACAUGCUAAUGUGCAGCUACUCACGCAUAUGCAUUAAACACCGUUUUCCCAGAGCGCGGAUAAAAUGGACCGUGUUCUGUGAAAAGGGGGUUAAAUGAAUGUGCGUAACCUGUCGUCCCAGAUAAGCAUGUGCAAUCUGCACAGGCUAAUCAGGGACGACACUUUCCGAUUUUAUGAUAUUUUUUGUUUACAGAAAGUAUCUUCUUUGCAUAAAUCCAGUUUAGGCGGAAAGUGUCAUCCCUGAUUAGUCUGUGCGGACUGCACAGACUAAUCUGGGAUGACAAUUUACGCACAUGCAUUAUAUCCUCUUUUCACAGAGCAAGGCUCAAAUUUGCGAUGACUUGAUUUAUAUGUGCACAAUUAAGAAUUUUUUUUGUCAACGUAAAUUUCAUUUAUGUAUUUUUUUAUGUAUUUUUUGCAUUAAGUAAAGUUCUAAAGAGUAUGUUUAUAAACAAUGUUGCACAAAUGAUGUCUACAUUAUUCUUUUCUUUAUGUUGACGUUUGCUAUGCCUGUAAGGAGCAUCCAAGCUAAGUGUUGUACUUGCAACGUAAAUCUCAGUUAUGAUUACACGUGUAUGUGUUUAUGUGAAUUCAUUUUGUAUGAAUACACAAUUAACUAUCAAUUAACUAUCAAAUAUAGAUAAUGAAUGUAUGUUGAUAUAAAGAGAAUAACAUGUUACU